UCCCGUCUCCUUGAAGAGUGGAGCGGGUGCGUGUCUGUGCCAAGGAUUGCCUUGUCAUUGUAUCCAGAGAGAAACGCGUGGUCAGCGGCACCACCGACAGCUUCACUGCAGCAACUGGUACAUGGUGGUGUAUAAAGGCAGACUGUAAGCCAGACAUGGAUACUGAAAAGAGCAGCGAGGUUUUAGAUGCGUCAGAGACUCCACAGCAAGAGGAGGCUGUAAUGGAAAAAGAGGUUGUGUCAAAAUUGGAGACACCAGUGGAAUCCACAGAGCCUGAGAAGCCACCAGCUGCUGGUGAGGAGACUGAGCAGCUGGCAGUAAAUGGUCAUGAUACAGAAAUCAUAAACGUAAAAGAAACAGAAGAGUUGAUUGUGACAGAAAAUGUGACACUGUCCGAGGAGAAAACAGAAAUAGAGAUUGACGACAGCUUGCCCAAUGAAAAAUCUGAAACGGAGUCAGUGCCCGGUGCGGUGGCUCCACCAGAACCAGAUGAGUCAUCUGAAAAGAUCUCUGACCCAGUUGCAGCUUUAGACACAGAACCAGAGAACAGUCAGCCUGAACAGCAGCCUGUGCCAGAGAAUGACCCAGAACCUUUGCCUGUGCAAACGCCUCUGGCAGAGAGUGCCCCUGUACCAGAGCCAGAGAAAUUGGCAGAAUCAGUUCCAGAAGCUGAACUACAAGAGCAAACAUCACCUGAACCAGUCACACUGCCGCAGCCAGUAGAAACACAACCACCCACCCAAGAAGAGAAAGUGUCAGAGCAAGUGGAGACUGAAGCUGAACUGCAGAAUACCAUGGAUACUGGAGCAGAAGAAGUUGCCAAAGAUGGGGAGGCAGCGAAUGAUGUCGCAGCUGAGCCUACAAAGGAGGGGGGAGAGGAAAAACCAGCAGAUACAGAGAAAGCAGCGGCAUCGGACACGGUUUUGGUGGCAGAAGUUUCCUCUGAUAAGCCAACAGAAGCUGUGGCAUUAAAGGAGGACAGUUCAGGUGAAAAUGUGAAACCUGCAGAGGACAAGAAGGAAGCUGAACCUGAAAAAUCGGUUGAGUCUGAUACUCUGAAGGGAGCUGAGGCGGCAGCAGCAGCAGAUGAUGAAGUUGUUAAAUCUGAGCAGAAUAAUGCUGAACCUGAAAAGGAAGAAGAUACAGUCCCUGCAUCUGGUUCUCUGUCCUUUGCCCUCCUGGAACGAGAGCAGACCAAAAACGCCCUGCGCACCUCUCGCACCCUUCUUGUUCUCAGAGGCCUUCCAGGAAGCGGCAAAAGUUUCUUGGCGCGUGCAAUAGCUGAUGCCUACAAAGACCACUGCUCUGUCAUCUGUGCUGAUGACCAUGGUGUAAAGCCAGAGAAUCCAGAAUCAUCUGCGGACGGAUACAAGGCUCUGGAUGAGGCUGUGGUGGCCUGCUGCAGCGCAGGAACAGCUUCCUCUGUGCUGAUAGUGGUGGAUGACACCAACCACACCCAGGAUCGGCUGGCCCGCCUGGGGGAGAUUGCUGAGGCGCACCAUCUUGUUGCCAUCUUCCUGGAACCGCAAACAGCAUGGAGCAGUGAUCUAGCACAGCUGACCAAGAAGACCAGGCGAGGCCUAGAGGAGGCCCAACUGGAAGCCAUGAAGGGUCCACUCGAGGAAGUGUCCAUUCCUUUUUACUUUGGCUGGUUUCUUCUCUCCUCUGUCCAGGACAAGGUUAGGUGCACAUCAAUGGACUUCCUUAAAACGCUGGACACCUUGGAGGCCUUCAAGAAACACAUGAUAGACUUCACUGGUAAAGCUGAAAAAGAGGUGGAUCUGGAGCAGUACUUUGAAGCCAAAGGAACCCUCCAUUGCACUACAAAAUUCUGUAACUAUGGGAAAGCAGAAGGUGCCAAAGAAUAUGCACUGAAGCCAACUGUCAAAGAUUUCUAUGGCUCUACAUUUGAGCUGUCACUGAGUGCUCUCUUUGUCACUCCUCGCACUGUCGGUGCCAGAGUGUCCCUCACUGAGGAGCAGCUUCUGCUGUGGCCAGACGAUGCCGAAAAGGAGGCAGCGUCUGUUGUCCCUGCAGCUGCCUCCCUGCCUCUGGGAAGCCGCGCCCACGUUACUCUGGGGUGCGCAGAGGGUGUCGAGCCAGUUCAAACAGGCCUGGAUCUGCUGGAAAUCCUAGCCCUGCAGCAGGAAGGCCAGCAGGGGGAGCUGGUUGAGGAGAUGGAGCUCGGCUCUCUGACCUAUUAUGGUGAAGGAAGGUGGCUGCUCAGCCUCAGAGAGCCCAUCUGCGCCCCAGCCUGCUUCUCCAGCUUCUACACGCGCAAGGAGCUGGAGCCGACCAAAAAAGAACCUGAGAAGAAGAAGAAGCCAAAGUGCAGCAUACUGUAAAUGGCAGACAUGGGGGUGUGUGGCCUGGAUGACUGGUGAAUUAAAACUUAGGCUUACUCUGUGCAAGGUUUGUGUGUUUGUGCAGUGUUUAGGGAUUCAGUAAUAGCCACCCUAAAUCCACAAGCUGUGUGCCUUUUACUGUUGAUUUGCACCACAACCCAAGAUGCCUUCAGUCCAGUUAGGCUUGUUGUUGUCAACGUUCAGUAUCUUGUUUCACAUAUCAGUGCCAGAGUUGCAAUACCUGGCUAUUUGCUGAGGUGUUGUUGGCUGCAGUUUUAGGUAGUAUAGCCUCCUCCCACAGCUCCACAGUUACCUAAAACUUAGAUGUCCCCUUCUAUACAUGUCAGUGUUUCUCAGUAUUCAGAUGUGAAUGAUAAACUAGGUACUCUCAUUGCAUGCAUCCCAGGUUAACAGUAGCAACAUAUUAACACUUUUCUGACCUGCUAACGGUAGCUCUGCCUCUUCAACAUAUUUGUCUGGUGUUUACUUUGGCUUAGUUGUAAAUGAAAAAGAUAAGCUGUCAUUUCUGUGCAAGUGUGUAUGUGUGCGCAGCCUAGGAAGUAAUUGUUACAAUAGCAUAUGGGCCAAAGUUAUCUAUUUGAUUAAGUGUAUUAGAGUAAUGUCAUUUAUAGAGGUUCUUCCUUGUAAAAUCUUUUGCACUGUGCAUAAUUUCAAAGGGAGAAUGCUGAUGAAUUUUGGCAUUUGUUUCAGCAGCUUGCACUUAGUACUUCUCAUGCUGUGAAACCAAGUCCAUGUUUUGCAAUCUUUUCUACUGCGCAAGACUGCACCAUUGAUCCCUUUUAUCCUCUUUGAACAGCACUUCCAUGUAUUGCAUUUUGACUUGUAUCCUCUGUGACUGUAAUUUUUGAAGGGCAACUCCUACUUUGUGUAGCUCUUAUGAAUCACUAUUUUUGCACUUGUUUUGUACACUUAAUAAAAAAGAACAUGCUUUGCUCCAGUA
Molecule: messenger RNA, 3306 nt
Organism: Seriola dumerili (greater amberjack)
Lineage: Eukaryota; Metazoa; Chordata; Actinopteri; Carangiformes; Carangidae
Gene: cnp
Product: 2',3'-cyclic nucleotide 3' phosphodiesterase
Exons: 4
Coding region: 156-2345 (729 amino acids)
Biological process (GO): cyclic nucleotide catabolic process
Cellular component (GO): cytoplasm; membrane
Molecular function (GO): 2',3'-cyclic-nucleotide 3'-phosphodiesterase activity
Source: RefSeq, a predicted model, not a curated record